Molecule: messenger RNA, 654 nt
Organism: Parastagonospora nodorum SN15
Lineage: Eukaryota; Fungi; Ascomycota; Dothideomycetes; Pleosporales; Phaeosphaeriaceae
Exons: 2
Coding region: 1-459 (152 amino acids)
Source: RefSeq, a predicted model, not a curated record
AUGGCCACCGAAGAGACAGUCCAGCUCAACGAGGCCCACGCGCCGCAUCAAGCCUCAAUCGAUGCUUUCAGCUCCAUCCUCGACUCCGUGAAGCAGGAGCUCGUCAAGCUGCGUCGCGAUCACGACAAACACGAACCCGAAUACUUCCGCGCCAUAAAAGACCUCUCAGACUCGGACCUUGCCUCCUUCUCAGCCCAAAACCUCGAAUCUGUCCGUGUAGCUGCCUCCGCAUACGGCCUGCACAUCUUCGGCAAGGUCCAGAUACCCGCGGCUAGCGGUGCGUACAUUCAUGUGCGCAUCUUUGGCUCAGCGAAGGACGGUACAGAUGGCAGCAGCGCUGAUGAGCGCGAGUACAAGCUUCACAGCAUCCAUACGGAAGAAGUCAUCAAGGAGGAUGGUGACAGGGUGUACCGAGCUAUUUUCAAGAAGGACGACCCUCUAGAGUGGUUCGAUACCUAGAGGUAGUAGCUACAGUCUAAUUGAAAUGUUCUCAUCGAAGCUAUAUUGCCAGUCUUGAUAGUCUUCUUGUGGUUCGGAAGCCAAUACUUGCGAAUAUCCUACCAAUAUUUUCCUACCUUCAACUUCCGCAUCGUACAUAGGGUCAAACAAUAGCUAUCUGAAUAAGACCGUACUGCGUGCACAGGUUUCUAAAUU